This is a messenger RNA of Symbiodinium natans, 3378 nucleotides long. NCBI's taxonomy places the organism in Eukaryota, Dinophyceae, Suessiales, Symbiodiniaceae. The record is from the annotation of a GenBank genome assembly.
AUGUCGUGGAUGCAACAACGCGAAGCGAUACGACGUGCAGCCGACGCAGGGACCAGACCACGGAUCUCGGCGCAAGGCUCGCAGCUUCUGCCCCUACGGGACCAUCGCCUGCGCUCCGUGCUCUUGACGCGCCCCAAUGGCCAGCUCACCCGCGCCGGCCAGUUCUUCUUCGGCCUCACUGGCCAGCGCCCACCGAACCGCCAGUUCGACGAGGCCCAGCCGCUCAUCCGAGACGGGGCGUCCGACUACAUCCUCAUGAGAGGGGGGACGCGAAAACUCGUCAGGACCCUGCAGCCCAACGGGCAAUACCACGUGACCAAGUUGGGAAAGGCAUUCUUCAAAGACAAACAUACGGAAUGGCUCGCUCACGUGCCCGUGAUCAUUCGGGGCACGCGACGGAGAGGGCGCAAUGCGGGCAACGCCUACGAACGUCAUGACUACCUCCCCGUGACUGCUCUGGAGCUGGGCCUGUCCCGCCAAAACGACGCCUGGAGCGACGCGCAGAUCGCCCGCAACGUGAAGGAGUCCGUGCUCCGCCAGCUGGGGCAGCCUGGGGAGGGCGACCCCAUAUACAUGAUUUCAAGGAGAGACUUAUUUCUUGCACCCCACCAACGAGUGAUCGACAAUCGGGUGAACACGGAGAUCCGCUUGCGCCAGCCUCUGGGCGCCCUCCGCGAUGUCUCUUACCAGCUUUUCGCCGGGGACCAGAUCCUCCCCAGCGCCUUCGAGGAGCGUCAGGACAUGCUCUGCGUGCCCCGCCAGAUUGCGGAGCUACUGAAGCUCUCGCUGGAGGACGUCCUCCAAGACUUCGACGCCAUAUGCUCGGCGGGCUGGCGGGAACGGGGCGCUGCUGGACUGCUUCCAAUCUGCUUCCAACCUGUAGAGAAGGAGGAAAGGGCUUUGGCCUUUACGUCCUGGAACGGCCACGCCUUCUUCUAUAAGUCCGCCCGAGCGGUGGCGAGUUGCGACGACACAGAGCGACCCCGUUACCGCCGCGCGCGACAGGAGAACAACACUCCUGAAUUCGGAGAGUGGCAGCCCUGGGCGGGGAAAAUCGCUUCGGGGCACUUCUGGAGUGAGGACCUUCGCGGUGUGCGCGCGCAGCUGCUUGCGGCAGGGCACCAGCCCAAGGUCUCCAUGAGGGGGCUGUGUGAGUGGUCCGCGCUGCGACUGCGGGUGCCAGGCGGGGCGGACUGCGUGAUUCGCGAGCUCUGCGAAGAUGCGGAGGUGCUGCAGGAGUGGACGCGGCGCCCUACCGCGGGCAACGCCUGGCGGGUGCGAGGGAGGCGUGAUGACACAAGGAGUCGCAGGGAGCAGCUGCUAGCAGAGCAAGGGGGAAUGUGCAAGCUCUGUGGAGCCCCGAUCACCUUGGCUGCCUGCGAGGUCGAUCACGUCAUCCCCGUCGCCCAGUCUUUCUCUGGGCAGCGUCAGGAGCUGCAGGCCCUCUGUAUCGAAUGUCAUAGGACCAAGACCAGUCUGGAGGGCAACCGCAGCACCACUCUGGAGAGCCGUUUUUGUCGUUAUGUCUACCGCACCUACACCGCCAGCCCGCGCCUGCCACCCCUCGUGUGCCAGCUGCAGAAGUGGGACGCAGAGCGCCCCUGUCAGGGAAUCGAUGUCUGCCGGUGCCGGAAGAAUGGCCUGGCCAAUGCGCGUUUUCCCAUUCCCGUCUUCUGUCCACUGGAUUCGAUUGUGCCCGCCCGAGAGGGGCAGCUGGCUGACCUGACCUACGUUGAUCUGCCCUGCGACCAGCGCAAGGGGCUGUUGGAUCGCUUGCCCUAUGUCGGGAGGGGCUGGUACUCCAAGCCUGCCUGUGCCUUCAUGCUCGAUUCGGGGUUGGUGCAGUGGCGCCACUUUCGCUGGAGCCUAGACGCAACGGCGCAUAAGGGGAAACUGUCCAUCAACGCCUUGGUGGGGCUCUUCGGCCGGAACCUGGACCUCGUCUAUUCCAUGAGGACCUCCAAUCACCAGAUGGAUGGCGAAGGGUGCAGCUGGCGCCAAACCUUCACCGACGCCGCGGGCCGAAUGCACUGGGACCACGUCUUCGUCACAGAACUGCUGUCUAACAGCAGCUACCGUCCCGUGCACGAUUACAUCAUGGGAGCCGAGUACGUGGCGGUGGCCCGGAUUCGCAAGGCUCUGGCCGAGGUGCCGCGGCGUUAUCUGAAGUGCUUGAAGACGGACUGCCUGGUCAUGCAGGACGUGCCCAAAAAACAUCGGCCCGCCAUCGAGCGACUUCUGCAGAUGUCGCAUCGGGACGGCACGCCCAUGUACCGUUGCGAGGGGGUGACGGGCCUCCAAGGCUGCUACCGGGAGCCCAGCAUGGAGGCGGAGCUAAUUCGGGAGAAAGUGCCGUGGCGCCACGUGGAGGACCCUGUCAGCCACUGCCUCGACGGCGAAAGCCUGCUGCUGACGGGCUUCCCAGGUUGCGGCAAGACUCAUCUGGCCAAAAAAAUUGUUGAAGCUCUCAGGGAGCACGGGGACUCGAUGCACAUCAUCACCAAAACGCAUGCCGCUGUGCAAAACGUAGGCCUCGGAGCUCAGACGGCAGACCACUGGGUGCGCCGGAACGUGCGCAGCGGGCAUUGCAGCGCCACCUGGCUCGUCAUAGAAGAGCUGACGCAAUUGGACACGCCUCUCUGGGCCGACAUCGCGUGCCUGAGCAUGAACACCUCCAUGCGUUUCCUGCUCCUAGGCGACUUCCGACAGCUCCCCGCCGUACUCGAUUCCUUUGCCGGAGCGGAGGUCUGUCGAGAGCUGAAGCACAGUCAGCUGCUGCACGACUUGGCGGGCGGCUGGUGUCAUCAGCUGUCGGAGCGGUGGCGCUUCGACGAGGGCAUCUUCUCCUUCUUGACCUGGCUCCGAGUAGAUGAAGCGGAGGAGGUGCCCCUACAGGAGGCGCUGCGGACGGAUCGAGAACGCUUCCCCCGUCAGGGUGCACCGGAAGUGUGUUUGGUCAUCUCCCAUGCCAAGCGGCUGCAGAUUAACGAGCGCGAGAAUCGCCGGAGGGCUCCUGACGAUGCGCUGCUGGUGGAGUACGCCGGAUCCCGGGCAAUCGGAACCAACGCGCCCCAAACCAUGCGAGUUUGGCCGGGGCUGCGACUCGUCGGUGCCGGCGGCAAGGUGCGGAAGGGCGUCUUUGUGACCGUCAGCGAGGUGGGGGAACGCGUGUCUCUGGAGAGCGGGCAAAGCUUCGAGCACCAGGAGCUGCUGAAGCACACCCGACUCUGCAGCGCCAUCACCUACGCCUCCGUGCAGGGCCUGACCCUGCAGGGCCGAGUCUGGCUCUGCGACUCGGACUCGCCCCACUUCACCUUGAAACAUCUGUACAUGGGCUGCUCUCGGGCCACGAGCUCCGAGCUCCUCAGCGUCCUGUGA